Messenger RNA from Phaedon cochleariae (mustard beetle), 3767 nucleotides. The record is from the annotation of a GenBank genome assembly. Lineage: Eukaryota; Metazoa; Arthropoda; Insecta; Coleoptera; Chrysomelidae.
GACAGUAUGUUAUUUUUGAAUUAACUGAUUUUAAAACUGGAGAUUUCCGAAAUCAACUGAAAGGAAGAGAAAUUGAUGAUUCAUAAAGAUAAUGACCACAAAAUGGAAGGCUUUCGAUUUCGGCCCUGCAAAAAAAGAACCAAGCCUGUCCAAGGAGUCUUCCAAAGCCGAAGGAAUUGAACAAGAUAUCCCAGUACAAAUUAAAAGAGCUUGUGAGAAUCCCGGAUCAAAAAAAUGUUUCAAUUUUCACAGUCGACUAGAGCCACAGAACAUCAGUGAUCUUGCUGUUCACUCAAAAAAAAUACAAGAAGUACAAAACUGGUUCAAUCAGUAUGUGGUCAGUUCUCAGCAAGAGGAUCUCUCACCAUUUCUGCUAUUGUCAGGGCCUACUGGUUGUGGAAAAACAGCUACUAUCAAAGUGAUCUGUAGAAGCUUAGAUGUUUCAAUUUCAGAGUACAUAAACCCAGUAGACCAGGACUAUGAGUAUAAAGGAAUGAACCAAAUAAGUCAGUUCAUUGAAUACCUCAUUGAGUCCAAGUGGACUUCAUUGUUUGAUAGUUCUGACAAUAGAGUUACAUUGGUUGAGGAUUUUCCAAAUGCAUUGAUACAUCAACCAAAUCAGUUCCCGGAUAUUUUAGAAACUUGUCAAUACAAAACAAGACAUCCUGUGAUAUUUAUAAUAACAGAUCCAAGUGGCAGUAAUAUCAGUCUCCUGAGAACAUUGUUCACUGAUGAAAUUAUCAGUAAAUUCAACAUCUCACACAUAAGUUUUAAUAAUUGUGCACCUUCAUUGAUGAAAUCAGCUAUUAAAAGGGCUCAAGAUUUGGUCAGAGCUAAUCCAGAAUCUCAUAAGCAACCAUCAACUGAAAUUAUUGAAGCUAUUUUAGCAUCAGCAAUGGGGGAUAUUAGGAAUGCAAUAAACCAAUUUCAUAUAGCUAGUCUAAAAGAUUGUGAACAGAUUCCAGUGGUUGCAACAAAAAUGCAAAUUGGGACCAAAAGAAAAAGAAAUGCUGUUCAAUCUAAAACUUCGAUGUCAAGGGAUGAAAAUCUGGGAUUAUUCCAUGGCUUGGGGAGAGUUUUGAACCCCAAGAGAAAGGAUGUCCCAGAGGGUUGGAGACUCAACUAUGAUAUGGAAAAAUUGAUAGAUGAGUUUUCCACACAGCCACAACAAUUUCACUCAUUUCUGUUUGAAAAUUACUUGAGGUAUUUUGGGGAACUUCGAGACGCAUGGAGAGCCGCAGAAGUUCUCAGCAUGUCUGCGAAGUUUUUGGAAAACUGGACGGAUCGUCAUGAGACUUUGUUAUUUGCUUUAUGGAUAUCUGUGUUGGGCUUGAUGAUAUUCAAUGAGCACAAAGUCUCUAGAUGGACUCAGAUCAGGGCUCCUACCAGAAUCACCAAACGGUCCGAUGGCCGCCAUAAGAAAAAAACUGGUGAUCGUCGGCGACGGGGCAUGUGGCAAAACUUGCCUGCUCAUCGUCUUCAGCAAGGACCAGUUCCCCGAAGUGUACGUGCCCACGGUAUUCGAGAACUAUGUGGCCGACAUCGAGGUGGAUGGCAAGCAAGUGGAGCUCGCCCUGUGGGAUACGGCGGGCCAGGAGGACUACGACCGCCUGCGGCCCCUUUCGUACCCCGACACUGACGUCAUCCUCAUGUGCUUCUCGGUGGACUCGCCCGAUUCCUUGGAAAACAUCCCAGAGAAGUGGACGCCUGAAGUGAAACACUUCUGUCCCAAUGUGCCUAUUAUCCUGGUGGGCAACAAAAAGGACCUCAGGAACGAUCCGGCUACCAUAAACGAACUGAAAAAGAUGAAGCAGGAGCCUGUUAAGCCUCAAGAUGGCAGGUCCAUGGCCGAAAAGAUCAAUGCCUUUGCUUAUCUGGAGUGCUCUGCCAAGAGCAAGGAGGGUGUGAGAGAGGUGUUUGAGAAUGCAACUCGUGCUGCUCUGCAGGUCAAAAAGAAGAAGAAGCAUCGUUGUGUAAUGUUCUGAGCUCCCCUACAUAAAUUUUAUAUUCUUAAUCGUUAUGUGUGUUUAAUGAGUUCAAGGGGGCUUCUGCAUUAUGUAUCAACUAACAAAUAAACCCCUCAUUUAUCUAUUUGGUUCUGUUUUGUUUGAAAACCUUCUCCUGCCUGUGGACUAGAUUAUCAUUGCUUUGGUUAUUUUGUGUUCCUGUUUGGUUUUAUCUUGCAGGCAGCCUCAACUCCAGUUUUUGUGAUAGUUCUUUCAGUUUUGAUGAUAUGUAGUAGUGGAAUUUGUAUGUGGAAGCUCUACUUUUUGAAACUUCUUUGACAUCUCUGCAUUUUACCAAUUUCAGGUUGUUUCUAUCCCUAUUUUCAAUAUUCAACACAAUAUUUACUAACCCAGAAAGUAGAGUAAGUAGUCCUAUUUUUCUGAAUAUGUGCUUGUUGUUUUUAUUGGUUUAUUGGUUUUGUAUAUUUUUGUCAGACAAAAGAAUUGAUUUCUUAACCCUGCAUGUUUGAUAUUUCCUUCCUGAAUUCAUGUAUGAUCAUUAGCUGUUCUUGAAGCAUGAUUUGUUGAGGAUAUUUUGCAUUAUUCAAAAAUCAUAAUUUGAACAAUUGGCAAAUAAUACCAAAGUAUUCAGAUGUUCAGUGAUCAUGAAAUAUUUUCCAUAACUACACAAAAACUCAACACAUUGAAUAAUGGGACUACUUUGAAAGUCUUGUUUACUUCCAUAUUAUUGUUUCUACUAAAGUUCACUUUUAUUCUUCAAUUGUCCUCAAUUAUUUCAGAUUCUGUUGAAGAUCAUAAAAUCCAGUAUUUUUAAAAAUUGCCUGAUUCCAUAAAAAAUUAUAUCCAAUUGGAAAGAUGUUGCUGUACUCUUCAGAAAAAAUAAAAUCUGAAAAAUACAGUGAAGACCAAUAAAUAUUUGUGUUGACAUCUUUGUGAAAAGUGUGAACAUUCACUUCUGACCAAUUAUGUAACUUAAACAGAGAACUUAGUUCAAAACUCAGAUUCUUUAAUUAUAUAGAAAUUUAACUCUUAUGACUUGUUAUCGAAUCAUAUAAGUGCCAUGAAAAUUUUGAGCUGUAGUUUUUCUGCUAGAUACAAAUUAGACAGGAAUUUUUUUGAGUUGCAAGCAGAGGCAAAAUUUAUCAAAUACAAAAUGAAUGUCCUGUACACAAAAUUUGUUGAACGUCCACUUAGUUCAUUAUCAUAGUAAUAUUCAUAUGUAGUAUUUACAUUUAUAGUUUAAUGGAGAUGUAUUUUCAGAUAUUUUCCAACUAAUGGUGCAUUAUUAAUGUCUGGACUUUACUCUCUUUGGGUAUAGUCUGGACAGAUUUUUAAAUUUUAAGAAUUAUAUUGUUUGAUUUAGUGAAUACUUUUCAGAAAGGAAUAAUUUUAUUUUCAGGCAACUGUUAUAGUAUUAUAGUUCGCUGGUUGCCUUUUGAUUGUAAUAGCUUUAAAUUUUUUCCAUAUGAUGUAUUCUGAAGUAAAUAAAAUUGUUUUCCUAUAAUCUGUGCAGUGAGUUUUGAAACAGGAAUGUCAACAUCAAGGUGUGAAAUCAUUACAUGGGUACAGAAUCCAAAUGAAUCAUCACUUGACUUAAUAUCAACUGGGAGGGGGAAAGGCAUUGAGAAGUUGAAAUAUUUGAGUUGAUGACUGCAUAGCACUGCAUACCUACUGGCCAAUUCAUCUCGGAUGAAUGGCAAGUUUCAAGGUCAAGGAAGAAAGAACUGAACAUUGAUUUUACUAUGCUGGAGCUCCAUACUUUUAUCACAGUACAGUGUCAUUCAUAAAGUUGGCAUCAUA